AUGAUAAAACGUAAAAGUGUUUUGAUAAUUGGUAUCGAUGGUUGUCGUGCUGAUUGUUUAUCUUCCUCGGCAAGUCCAACUAUCUAUCAGUUAUUAGAGACAGGUGCCUAUAGUUUAAACUAUCAAGUGAAUGAUCGUUGUUUAUCUGGUCCAGGAUGGUCAACUUUAGCAACAGGUGUGUGGCGAAAUAAACAUGGUGUUGAAGAUAAUUCAUUUACAAUACAACGAUUUGAUAAGUAUCCAACAUUCAUGACACGUAUAAAACAGCUGAAGCCCGAAACAAGAACAGCUAGUAUUGUGCAUUGGUUACCUUUAAAAACAAAUAUUUUUAACAAGUCAAUUGAUCAUUCUUACGCGUAUGAAGGCAAUGAUCAACGUGUUGUUGAUCAAACAAUUCAUUUAUUAACAGAAGAAGAACGUUUAGAUGUUGUUUUUGUACAUUUAGGUAUUGAAAAAACUAGUUCCAUUGUUGAAAUAAAAUUAAGCCAUUCAUCCAUUUUAGAUGAUGUUGAUCAUUCUGGUCACGCCUACGAUUAUGGGCCACAUAUUCCACAAUAUUUGGAUGCAUUGAAAAGAGUCGAUCAGCAAAUUUGCGACAUGAUAGUUGCUCUACGCCUAAAACGACGUUGGUAUGAGAACGAAGAUUGGUUAAUUCUAUUGACCACUGAUCAUGGUGGUUUAGACAGAGACCAUGAAAUAAAUAUACCGGAGAAUCGAACAACAUUUUUGAUUAUGAAUGGUACGAGUGUUCAACAAUGUGGAGAAAUUCAUCCUCAUCCCUUAAUUGUUGAUCUAUCGCCAACUAUUCUCUUACAUUUAAAUAUACCGAUUGAUUUGAAUUGGCAAUUAGACGGAAGACCAUUGAAUAUUAAAUAUUCGCUCAGAUCGUGGAUUAAUUUAGAGGUUGAAUUGAAAUAA
This is a messenger RNA of Didymodactylos carnosus, 918 nucleotides long. The record is from the annotation of a GenBank genome assembly. NCBI's taxonomy places the organism in Eukaryota, Metazoa, Rotifera, Eurotatoria, Philodinida, Philodinidae.